CAAAAACAUUUGAGUGAGGUACGCCAGUCUGAAACUGGCUAAAAUUAAACAUUGGCUUCUGCAAUGAGGAUUGUUCUGUGGCUAGCACUGGCAAUUUUGUUCUCUCAGGAAUGCGGACACAGCAAAGGCAGCAAGCGAGAGAAACGCAGUGUCUUGGAUCUGAUUUUGACCCUCUGGUGUUACCGGCACCGGUUGCAAAUCCCACUACUAGGACUCAAUCUAUAUGGCUGCUACUGUGGAACUGGUGGUUCUGGAAGCCCCGUGGAUGCAGUGGAUCAGUGCUGUUUCAUUCAUGACUGCUGUUACCGCCACGCCAGGGUCUCCUUAAAGUGUCACCGCAGGGUAAAGUGGCAGCGGUACAAACUCUCGUGCAACGGAUCAGAGACGGAAUGCCAGUCCACGAGUAUCUGCGGCAGGAUGGCAUGCGAGUGUGACAAGCAGCUGGCGGAGUGCUUGACAGCAGCCAAACCCCGCAGGAAGCAUUCUUUCUACAACAGGGAGGCUCUCUGCAAAGGACCCAGGGACCCUUGCCCAGCCGUUCACCGCAACUGGACUGAAAUUCUACCCUGGGGAAGUCUUUCCCCUCGACCAGUCUCGAGGUGGGGCUCGUAAGUAACCAUUCAACUCUGGAAGAGAACAGGCUGCAGCUACUGAUUCCCAAGGGCUUCCCUCGCCGGACCCACCUCAGCACCUGCGGUACUAGGCAGCGCAAUAAAGAAAGACUCAAAAGCGAAGUUGCACUGCAAAUGACGGCGCCUGCUGUCUGGAUGGUGCGAAAGUGAGGAAGCGCUUCCCGCGUCCCUACGAGCGGCUUUCUUUUUCCUCAGCCGGGGCGGCGGCGCUGCUGCUACGCCUCGGGGUAGGGAGGCGAGCAGCCGCCGCCCUGCGAAAAGGAAGUCUGAAGCAAAGCAAGGCCCGAAUACGACCCAAGGCGAAGGGCGACUCCGCUACUUCGAGGGGCUGCUGGCUACGCGGGGAGGGGGGGCGCUGCCAUGGAAACGCGUUUGGGAGCGAGGAGGCAACUUCUUCCCCAGUGAGCGAGGGCGGGAGGCGACCUGGGGCUGCUUUGACCUCCUCCCACCCACUCAGUGCCGCCCCCUUCGUCGCCCUC
Podarcis raffonei (Aeolian wall lizard) is the source of this 1111-nucleotide messenger RNA. RefSeq names its product phospholipase A2 crotoxin basic subunit CBb-like. The transcript has a single exon. The record is from RefSeq and is a predicted model, not a curated record. Lineage: Eukaryota; Metazoa; Chordata; Lepidosauria; Squamata; Lacertidae. Gene Ontology annotation, biological process: arachidonate secretion; phospholipid metabolic process; lipid catabolic process. The coding region runs from base 64 to 612 and encodes 182 amino acids. Gene Ontology annotation, molecular function: calcium ion binding; phospholipid binding.